AAAGAGCGCCGGUCCGCCGAUGAAAAAAACCGCUAACUUCACAAUUACAUCCACGACGCCGACGGUGACGGUUUUACGGUUUUAUUUCUGAUUGGUAAUGGUAACUUAUAUGUUGUUGUGAUUUAGCAUAAUUUAACAGAUCAGUUAAAUUUCAUUAAAUAAAUGGCCACUAAAAAAAUUAUUAGUGUUGACUUUGAAGUUUAUGGUAGAGUUCAAGGGGUUUUCUUUAGAAAGUAUACCCAAGGUCAGGCCAAGAAGCUAGGACUGCGAGGAUGGUGUAUGAACACAGAUGAAGGCACAGUCACGGGGGUUAUGGAGGGAGACCAGAAACAGAUUGAAGAGAUGAAAAAAUGGCUUCAACUGACUGGAAGCCCACAAAGUAAAAUUGAGAAAGCCGUUUUCAAGAAUGAAAAGAAUGUAGAUGUUUCUGGUUUUAAAGACUUCAGUAUCCGUCAUUGAAACCCCAUAGCAUUCAAGAAUGCUACGGAAAUGUUUGAACUUUGAGGAUUGAUUGCACCUUACAGCUUCAUGAAGUUUGAAGAGGAAAGGUUUUUCACUUAUUGUGACAUUUUUUAUACUUUAUCUGGAAUACUUGAUAAGCUAUUUUGGUAACUGCAAAUGAAAUAUUGUUUACUAUCAUUAAAUUAUGAUACAAAUAAAACCUGUUUUCAAUUGUG
This is a messenger RNA of Macrosteles quadrilineatus (aster leafhopper), 677 nucleotides long. RefSeq names its product acylphosphatase-1-like. Lineage: Eukaryota; Metazoa; Arthropoda; Insecta; Hemiptera; Cicadellidae. Gene Ontology annotation, molecular function: acylphosphatase activity. The record is from RefSeq and is a predicted model, not a curated record. The coding region runs from base 163 to 459 and encodes 98 amino acids. The transcript is spliced from 5 exons.